Messenger RNA from Tuber aestivum (summer truffle), 1482 nucleotides. The record is from the annotation of a GenBank genome assembly. Lineage: Eukaryota; Fungi; Ascomycota; Pezizomycetes; Pezizales; Tuberaceae.
AAGCCACUUGAGAUUGUAACGCAUCCAGCAAACCACAAUUUUGCUAACAUACCAGAGGGAAAAUAAAUAAAAUCACAAUCCUCGGUUGCUCAAGUGCCGCAUCAUCUUCACCAUGCCACAAUUAUCAUGGAUAGGGCUUGGCAAUAUGGGUAGGGUAAGUAAUGGCCACUCUCCCCGCCUUCUUUCUCAGAUAGAAGCUUUGAUCUCGGUGCGUGCUUGCGGUCCGACACGAGCUGAUAUUUCCGUCCAGGGGAUGAUCAGAAACAUCGUGGCCAAAGCGAACCUUGAAGCCCCACCCGUAGUCUUCAACCGCAGCGUACAACGCAGCGAGGAACUGCAGACUUCGUUGGGGGGUCCAGACAAACUAUCUAUCGCUGGUUCCAUAGAGGAUGCCGUCUCCCAAUCGGAUGUCAUAUUCACCUCGCUGGCCGGUGACGCAUCCGUCGUGGAGGUUAUCGAUAAAGCGCUAGGCUGCCCCAAUGGAGUUAAGGACAAAUUAUUUGUAGAGACAUCAACCAUUCUCCCUUCCACAACCAAUGCACUGGCAGAGAAAGUCCGUUCUGCGGGAGGGGAAUUCGUUGCCGCGCCAGGUAUGUUAUUAUGAAACUUUCGUGGAGAUCUCUUCUGAGAGUAAGGGUGUGCUGCAGUAUUCGGCGCACCCGCAAUGGCGGACAGUGGAAAGCUUGUUGUUGUACUCGCUGGACCCAGUGCUGCAGUAGACCGUGUUACACCUUACUGCGAAGGAAUGUGUGUACACACCACCAAGUUACCCCCUAUAAUUGCUACUGUAGUGAGAGAAAGUUGACAAUUCGGGAAAAUCAUAGAAUUGGCCGCGCAACGAUUAUCCUGCGCGACCGCGAUCCUGGAACAGCAACUCUACUAAAAGUUACGGGGAAUACAUUUGUUCUCGCGAUGGUAGGUUUUGUUCCACCUCCCUUCGCAUUACCCCCGUGCCCUGGAUGAUGACGAUUCAUGCCAUACCGGCAUACAGGUAGAGGCACUUGCCGAGGGCCACGUCUUCGCUGAAAAGAGCGGCCUUGGGCCACACGUUCUGCACUCAUUCAUCGAGGCGAUGUUCCCGGGGCCGGUAACUGCCUAUUCCGCCCGGAUGAUGGGCGGUGAUUACAUGCGUGAUCAGGUGAGAGGCAUGAACGCGAUCUGGUCGGGCCGCGAUGCAUAUCCUCGCAUAGUGUACUAAAUCCUUAUCAAGCCCUUAUUUUCCGUGGAUCUCGCAAGAAAGGAUGCCAACCACGCUCUGAACUUGGCGGAAGGAGCGGGCGUAGACUUGAAAAUAGUCAAGGUGGUGAGAGCCCACCUGGAAGAACUCAGAACGGAAGCGGGGCCAACAGGGGAUUUACCAGGGCAAGUCUAUUCUCUCUUCUGGAAACGGCCACUAGUACUGCUCUUGCUUGAUCAAAGCUAACAAUGUGUCCCAGGAUCUACGGAGUCGUUCGGAAGGAGAGUGGAUUGGAUUUUUCUAAU